AUGCAUCGAGUGACUUCGGAACAAUUAGAUGUUUCAAGAUUAGCAUGGCAAAAUGAAUCAGAUGUUGAAAAACAAUUGGCAAAAGUAACAAGACAAGGAAGUGCAUUGAAAGAAAUACGAUGUUGUGAUCAUAUUGUGAGACAAUUAAGUAGAACAAGAAGUUUAUUUGGACCGGGUAGUAGAUCAAGAAGAAGUCAAUCUGAAACAACAUCUACUGUUUCAAGAAGAUAA
Molecule: messenger RNA, 231 nt
Organism: Caenorhabditis angaria
Lineage: Eukaryota; Metazoa; Nematoda; Chromadorea; Rhabditida; Rhabditidae
Source: the annotation of a GenBank genome assembly